CAGCAAUGUAAAACAAUAACCAGUGUCCUCAUCGCGCUGCCGUUCGCAUUUCUUAAACCUGCAUCAAAUAUUCUUUUUACCACCAAUAUCCGCUUACCCAGAAGCCCUCCAAACGAUAGGUAUUGAUCCAAUAUACCAGCUAUGGCACCCCUAUUUCUUGACUGGAAUAAUGGCACGCAAAACUUGAGCCUGCUGAGUUCUUUCGUCGAAUGGCUAUCUCAGCCCGACGUCCUUACCGUCAUCAUGGCGUGGGCUAUUACAUUUACUGCCGUUUGCACGCUAAUACUCUGCCUGGGCUUUGGGCCUGCUGGUAUCGGAGCAGGAACCAUCGCGGCUGCGUUUCAAUCAUACAUGUAUGGGGCCUUCACGCCAGCAGGGGGGAUUUUCGCGACUUUGACGAGCAUGGCCAUGCUAGGCAAAAUGAUGCCACAGGCUGCUAUUCUCGCCGUGGUUAUCGCAACAUGCGUGGCCAUACUCGUAUGGGUCUGGGGCAUUGGCAGAUGAUUCGACGGCUGUAGCAAUUCUAGGAUCUCAGCAAUCUCACGACGCGACUAGUUUUGGUCUUUUAUGCAUUUCAAUCUCUAUUGUAUUGCGUCCUUCCGAGCGCGUUACUUUCCUGCGGCAGAUGUGUCGAGGUCUUGAAAGGCAGCCAGUCUUAAGAGGCUAAAAUACUGGUAUAAUGAAGCUCUAUGAUUACACAAGGCUUAUUCAAUAAUUUGUUUACUAAACAAGCUCAAUAGCAGUACAUGUUACUUCUUGUAUUGCUCCAUUGCCUAACCACAGAGCAUCCACGUUCAAUGUUUGUUUUCAUACAACGCCGUAAUCCAGGCAUCUGUCCAGAGAAUUCUAAACAUGCCACAUAGAAUACCCUUUAUGUAGAGAAUAUGAAGGUGAAUGCUCAGCAAAAUAAAAUAAUUCGAG
Trichoderma asperellum CBS 433.97 is the source of this 921-nucleotide messenger RNA. RefSeq lists its product as uncharacterized. The record is from RefSeq and is a predicted model, not a curated record. NCBI's taxonomy places the organism in Eukaryota, Fungi, Ascomycota, Sordariomycetes, Hypocreales, Hypocreaceae.